This is a messenger RNA of Notolabrus celidotus (New Zealand spotty), 1473 nucleotides long. RefSeq names its product ubiquitin domain containing 2 (gene ubtd2). The coding region runs from base 103 to 915 and encodes 270 amino acids. Lineage: Eukaryota; Metazoa; Chordata; Actinopteri; Labriformes; Labridae. The transcript is spliced from 3 exons. Gene Ontology annotation, molecular function: protein binding. The record is from RefSeq and is a predicted model, not a curated record.
GGGGGGAGGAGAGGAAAAGGAGAGAGAGGGGCUAGUGGAUGUAGCUCUAGCUGUGGGCCGGGGGGAGAGCUACCUAGCCCGGGCUGCUCUGCUGAAACAUCCAUGGGUGGCUGUGUGGGGAGCCACCACGACUCCUCGGGCAGCUUGAACGAGAACUCGGACGGCACUGGAGUGGCUCUAGGGCGUAACCAGCCCCUGAAGAGAGAGCGGCCUAAAUGGAAAAGUGACUACCCGAUGACUGAAGGCCAGCUGCGCAGCAAGAGAGAUGAGUUCUGGGAUACAGCGCCAGCGUUCGAGGGCCGGAAGGAGAUCUGGGAUGCGCUGCGGGCUGCGGCCAGCGCCUUUGAGAGCAACGACCACCUGCUGGCUCAGGCCAUCCUGGAUGGGGCCAGCAUCACACUGCCGCACGGAGCUCUGACUGAAUGUUAUGAUGAACUGGGGAAUCGAUACCAGCUGCCAGUCUACUGCCUCUCCCCUCCCAUCAACAUGAUCGAGGAGCGCUCCGAGGAGCCCGACGGUUCAGAUCCAGACUCCAGCGCUGCGGAUCCGUCCACGGGCAGCGCCAGCGACCCCAGCUCAGGAGGAGAGUGCCAGCUGCGGCUCCGGCUCUCCACGGGUCGGGACCUGCGGCUUGCCGUCCGUUCCUCGGACACGGUGGGAAUGAUGAAGCGUCGUCUGCAGAGUCAGGAGGGCGUGCCCGCCCCAACCCAGCGCUGGUUUUUCUCAGGUCGGCCUCUGACAGACAGGCUGCGCUUGGACCAACUCAACAUCUCCAGGGACUAUGUGGUUCAGGUGAUCCUCAGCCAGCCGCCACAGCCAGAGCCGCUGUCAACGGCAGGACAAACGCCAGAGGCCUCAGGGCCGGAGGAGGGGGUGGCCACGCUGUCGCAGGAACCGACACCUGUGGAGAAUUAACUUCCCACAUCCCGACAGCCUGGAGGUGUGAAUACCAACAGGCUGGAGGAUAAACGGAGGAUAACAAGGGAGAAAAAAAGGAUGAAAGUUGAUUCUGACUUUUCUUUUAAUUUGCACUCUCCUCUCUUCUUUCUUCUCCUCUUCUUCUCUUCUUCUCUUCCCGACUCUUCUCUUCUCUUGAUUUCUCUCUUCUUGGCAAGCUGCUUUUGCGAGAAGGUCUUUCUUCGUCGGCUGUCUGCUGGAGCGACAGGACUCUUGAAUUGAGAAAAGACUCUUCCUUUUUGGUUUUACACGUCAAAAUUUUGACCUUUUUGAAGUCUUUUUAACUGUUCCUAUGGAAACCAAACAACAAAAACAGAACUAUGUCGGAUGGCUUAAAGGGUUUUCUUAGCAACACUGAUGUUGGAAUGUUUCUGUGUUUCCAUCCUGCUCUCUAAAGCUGGCAAAGGUCACCAGACUUCUGUUCAUGAGGCGACAGGGUUAAUUAUUCACUUCAUCACACGCAGCGUUUCAGCCUGAGCAGUUUCUACAGGAAGGAUUAAAGAUACUCAACAAUCA